Messenger RNA from Capsicum annuum, 2249 nucleotides. RefSeq names its product aldehyde oxidase GLOX. The record is from RefSeq and is a predicted model, not a curated record. The transcript has a single exon. The coding region runs from base 372 to 1991 and encodes 539 amino acids. Lineage: Eukaryota; Viridiplantae; Streptophyta; Magnoliopsida; Solanales; Solanaceae.
UUUUAAUGAGCUACAUUAGUACAACUAUAAAUUAUUUUUGUUAAACAAUUUUAUUUCAAAAUUCAAAAUAACUUUUUCAUAUUUUAAAAAUAUCGCUAAAUAAGAUAAGUUAAUCACUCGCCUCAUAUACUUUUGACAUAUGUUAUUUUUUUGGUGCGUAUAUAAACUCAAUAGAAUCCCCAUGAGUUUUUCGCAAUUCGCAGCAUACGAUAUCAAUUUGUUCGUUACAUAAUUUUGUACUAUAGUUUUUAAAUCUAAACUAAUCCACCUCUUCCUGCUUUUUCUUUUGUCCUUUUCUCAUGCUACUCCGUAUUUAGACAUCGACACCAACACUUUUUUUCUCCGAUUCAACUCCAAACUCACUCAGCCUAAUGACGACUUCGAACUUUCUAUUCCUCUUCUUUUCCCUCCUUAUCCAUUUCAUCACCAUUCCCACACGUGCCGACCUCCCCGGCACGUGGGAACUCCUUGUCGCCGAUGCAGGAAUCGCCUCCAUGCACACCGCCGUUACCCAUUUCAACACCGUCGUCCUCCUUGACCGCACCGACAUCGGUCCUUCCCGGAAAAAACUCCCUCCACAUCAUUGCCGUAACGAUCCCAAUGACCCCAUUUUGAAAAAUGAUUGUUAUGCUCACUCUGUUCUUCUGGAUUUGAAGACGUACACAAUUAGACCACUCAUGAUUCUCACCGACACUUGGUGUUCCUCGGGCCAGUUUCUCCCUGAUGGUACGCUUCUUCAUACUGGCGGUGACCUUGAUGGAUUCCGUAAGUUCCGAAAAUUCACUCCUUGUGAGUCUUCUAGUUCUAUUUGUGAUUGGGAAGAACUUCAAGAUGUACAACUUUCACAAGGUAGAUGGUAUUCGACUAAUCAAAUAUUACCAAACGGGGAAGUCAUAAUUGUUGGCGGUCGUGCUGCAAGUAGUGUCGAGUUCUUUCCACCGAGAAAAGAAGGAGCUAUUGAAUUCCCUUUCUUGAAUCAAGCUGCAGAUAGACAAUACGAUAACCUUUACCCUUACGUACACUUGCUACCCAAUGGACAUCUCUUCAUUUUCGCCAACAAUAAGGCUGUCAUGUACGAUUAUACUUCAAAUGAAGUACUAAAAGACUACCCAACACUCGAUGGUGGCCCGAGAAAUUACCCUUCUGCAGGGUCGUCAGCUAUGCUAGCACUUACAGAUGAUAACGGUUACUCCUCUGCCACUAUUAUCAUUUGUGGCGGUGCUCAAUUCGGAGCAUAUUUACAAAGAAGCACUGAUACUCCUGCACAUGGGAGCUGCGGUAGAAUAGAAGCAACAGCAGAAAAUCCAGAUUGGGAAAUGGAAGAUAUGCCAUUUGCGCGAAUCAUGGGUGAUAUGGUCAUGCUACCAACAGGAGAUAUUCUUAUCAUAAACGGAGCUCAAGCCGGAACGCAAGGUUUCGAAAUGGCAUCAAAUCCAUGCUUAAACCCUGUUUUAUACAGACCAAAUGAACCAUCAGGACUUCGUUUCAUGACUUUGAAUCCCGGUACAAUACCGAGGAUGUAUCAUUCAACUGCAAAUUUACUUCCGGACUGUCGGAUCAUGAUCGCUGGAAGCAAUCCACACUUCUUUUACAAAUUCGCAGCAGAAUUUCCAACGGAAUUACGUAUCGAAGCGUUUUCCCCGGAGUAUUUAUCACCUGAUCGAGAAAAUCUCAGACCAGUUCUGGUGGGAUCGCCAGAGAAACUAAAAUACGGUGAGGAUUUUACGGUGAUCUUGACGGUGGAGCUACCGGUGGUUGGUAUUAUUGAGGUGAAUUUAGCAAGUGCUCCAUUUGCAACACAUUCAUUUUCACAAGGACAAAGGCUUGUGAAAUUGAAAGUCACGAGUGCGAUUCCCGACGUUGCCGGAAAAUAUAGGAUCGGAUGUACGGCACCGCCGGAUGGGAAGGUGGCGCCGCCAGGGCAUUACAUGGUAUUUGCUGUAAACCAAGGUGUGCCAAGUGUGGCUAGGUGGGUACAACUUGUGGCUUGAAACUAUUUAUUUUAUUUUUUUUGAAAUUUAUGUUUUAUCAUUGUUUGAUUUUUCUUAUUUCUUCUUUUUAAAAUUUUAGUUUUGGAUACAAAUAUUAUAGGUCUUCCCAAAUAUUUUAGAUUCUGUAAAGUCUGAAGGAGACUGCAGAGUCCAUUAUUUUAUCCUUUCAGAUUAAGUUGGAAAGAAUUGAAACAAAAUGAAGUUGGAAUGGCAAUGUAUAGAUAAUUUUAUGCUAUUUUUACAUGUUAUUUUUCCUUA